CCCGCGCGCGCGGCAGCGACUCGCAGGCGCCAUGGCGGCCGUUCGCUGCAGCGACAUGGCGGAGCCCCAGCGGCGCCUUCCCGGGCAGGCGGCGCCCGCCGAGGAGGAGGAGGAGGCGGAGGUGGCGGCGGAGGUGGCGGCCGCCGGUGGGGCUGGAUCCUCCUCGUCGUCGCCGCCGCCGCCGCCUUCGUCCUCGGCCGCGGCGGAGCCGGAGCCGCUGCUGCUGCUGAACGGCGAGGCGGAGAGCAUGUCGGAGCCGAGCCCGGAGAGCGCCAGCCAGGCCGGGGACGGGGAGGACGAGGACGAGGAGGAGGAAGAGGAGGAGGAGGAGGGCGGCGAGGAGGAGGAGAGCAGCUUGGUGGGCAGCAGCAGCAGCAGCACGAGCAGCGGCUGCUGCAGCGACGAGACCCGCUCGCCGAGCCCCGGCGGCGGCAGCGAGGCCGACGCCAAGGAGGAGCCCAAGGGCCCCCGGGGCAGCCAGGAGGACGGGCCGGGCCGCGGCGGCGGCGGGGGCGGCAGCAGUUCCAGCAGCGUGUCCAGCGGCGGCGACGAGGGAUACGGCACCGGCCCCGGCACGGGCGGCGGCAGCAGCUGCGGCAGCGCCACGUCGGGGGGCCGGCGGGGCAGCCUGGAGAUGUCCUCGGACGGGGAGCCCCUGAGCCGCAUGGACUCGGAGGACAGCAUAAGCAGCACUAUCAUGGACGUAGACAGCACAAUUUCCAGUGGGCGUUCCACGCCAGUGAUGAUGAAUGGCCAGGGAGUUGCUGCCUCCUCUGCCAAGAGCAUUGCCUAUAACUGCUGCUGGGAUCACUGCCACGCCUGCUUCAGCUCCAGCCCGGACCUGGCCGACCACAUUCGCUCCAUACACGUGGAUGGGCAGCGAGGAGGGGUGUUUGUUUGCUUGUGGAAAGGUUGCAAAGUAUAUAAUACACCUUCAACAAGUCAAAGUUGGUUGCAGAGGCAUAUGCUGACACACAGUGGGGACAAACCUUUCAAGUGUGUAGUUGGUGGGUGCAAUGCCAGCUUUGCAUCUCAGGGAGGACUUGCCCGUCAUGUGCCCACACACUUCAGCCAGCAGAACUCUUCUAAAGUUGCCAGCCAGCCAAAGGCCAAAGAGGAAUCUCCAUCUAAAGCUGGAAUGAAUAAAAGAAGAAAAUUGAAGAACAAGAGACGGCGAUCACUACCAAGACCUCAUGACUUCUUUGAUGCACAAACACUGGAUGCUAUAAGACAUCGAGCCAUCUGCUUUAACCUCUCAGCACAUAUAGAAAGUUUAGGAAAAGGCCACAGUGUUGUAUUUCAUAGUACUGUAAUAGCUAAAAGAAAAGAAGAUUCUGGCAAAAUAAAACUCUUGCUUCAUUGGACACCAGAGGACAUUCUGCCUGAUGUGUGGGUAAAUGAAAGUGAGCGACAUCAGUUAAAAACUAAAGUAGUUCAUUUAUCAAAACUACCAAAAGAUACUGCCUUGCUUCUGGACCCAAACAUUUACAGAAAUUCUAGUAAAGGAGGUACAUACAGUGGAAUCCUGAAAGAUCACUUCUGUUAAGAUCACAUACUGAACAAUGCCCCAGAAGAGGUUGAAGAGGUAAAAACCAAGCAAGUGGGGACACCUGCAGUCUUAGUCACUGACAAUGGAUUUAGAAAUAAAGUUGCACAUUAGUCAAAUCCCAUCUUUUUUUUUUUUUUUUCUUUUUUUUUAUUUUGUUUUUUCUUUUGGUUUCUUUUUUUUUUCCUUUUUUUUUUUUUUAGAGAAAUAUUUAUGCUUAGUGUAAACAUUCUGUGAAUGAAGUUGAUGCUUCCGUGGAAUAUAUUAAUAUAUGACUGUAUAUCCACAUUUUCAUGGAAUGGUACAGUGGGAGACUGAGCAAACACUCUUCUGGCAACUUAGUGGAACAACUAAAAGGCUUUGCAUGCUUGCUUCUUUAAGCUGCUUUUUUCUUUAGUGAAUACAGUAGUCUAUAUUUGAUGAAAAGAAAAAGUAACCAUCACCAUUUCCUCCCGAUUCCCAGGAGAACUGUUAACAAGCUAUUGGGCUUCCUGUCAGUGUUAAGUGAACCUAACACAUGCCAGACAAUAGAACAGCUACCAAGGGAUGAUCCUGUUGCCCUUUGAGUAUGGUGGAUAGUAAUCAUUCGUCAUUUGUGAUCUUGUGUCCUUUUGCAGCUCCCUAAAAUAUGUUGGAUUAUGGUGUUGAAACAAAUGUUGAUGGAAUGCUUGUCUUUUCCAGUCAACUCUGAAUACAUAUAGUAAGGUGGCAGGAUGUUCAGAGUGUUGCAGUCUGUCUGACCCCUUUGCAGGAGUAGUGUAGUGUGUUCAUCAGGUCUGCUUUGGUGUGAUCUGUAGCAGUGGAGGGGUUUGGGAAACCUCGGUGUAAGCAGUCAGUGUUACUGGUGAUUUAUUUUGCUUUUUUGACCCUCUAGGAUCCCCAUUCACUUGUAAAGUAUACUUUAUUUGGCCUAAUGUUUUCUAGAUGUAAAGAAAAUGGUAUUUUUUAAAAAAAAAUUAAUCUAGAAAUUCAAUCCUUUAUGCACCAAAGUUGGCUUUGAAAAGGAAAGUAAAAUCAUUUUCUUGCUUAAUAAGCAAGGAGCCGUGGAUUUUUUUUAACUGACAAAUAGAGAUGCGUCUAACCUGUUAGUCUUUGUAUGGAGACAAAAAUGUUGCAUAUAGAUAAUAGGACAUUGCUUGUAAAUAUUUCAGCAGAUUUGUAAUAUAUUUUUAUAUUAUGAAAUGUACUGUAGAUGUUUUUCUAGAGGCAUGAAAGUUAAAAUGUAUAUAUUACGGUAGAAAUAAUAUUGAAGGAUAUUGUAAUUCACUAGUGCUGCCAGAAGAAUUGUUUAAAAAAAGCACCUUCCUUAACAGUAAAAAAACCUUCUUUUACAUACCUAAGGGACUAUAUACUACUGUUAGUAUCUGUUGUAAGAACAAAAAUACAUUGAACAUCCUUCCCAGAAAUCUUAGAGGGAUGAAUAGUACCCAUAAUUAAUUCAUGGCACUCCUUUCUAAUAGUGAACACAAAAUUAGUUUUUUCCUUACUGUCGGAAGGAACUAAUAUGUAAAAUUUGUAUGGAUAUAUGCAGUCAAACUGCAGAGUUAGUCCUCCUUAUUGGGGAGGAAUUUACUACAGUGAAACUAAUAACCAGCAGUUUUUACACUAAAUUUUUAUUAAAUAGAUUAAGACUUAAAGUAACCCUUUGGUUGCAGAAGUGAGCACAUCCUAAUGUAAUACAAAUGCGUUCUGCAUUGGUACUGACACGAGUCUUGCUUAGCUCCAGUGGGUUAAAAAUGUUACUUAUAUACACAAAAAAAUAAUCUUAUCAAGGAUAUGAAGUGCAGAUUAAAAGCACCACUAAUAUAAGAUGUUCUGGAAUGGUUGUUUAAUAAGGGUAUUAUUCAUAAAAUCUGUAGUGACGUGACUUUAUUUUUGGAAGAAAUGCAGUGUUUUGUUUUGUGUUUUUUUUUUUUUUUUUUUUUUUUUGCUUGAGCACUUCACCUACUGCUUUUUCUGUACCUAUAAAGUAAUCCAUAAUCUUUGUUUCUUUUUUUUUUUGAAUUUGUUAUAAAAUUGCCAAAUAGAAGUGUUUCAGAUAUAGUUUGUAUUUGUAUUUUUUUAAUUUUAUUGCUUCAUGAGUUUCUUGUAAGUCAUUUAUAAUUGACAGAUGAUUGUAGACCUUGCCUGAGUAUUUUUUCUAAUAAAACAAAGCAAACAAACCUCAUAA
Molecule: messenger RNA, 3716 nt
Organism: Haemorhous mexicanus (house finch)
Lineage: Eukaryota; Metazoa; Chordata; Aves; Passeriformes; Fringillidae
Gene: AEBP2
Product: AE binding protein 2
Exons: 9
Coding region: 32-1546 (504 amino acids)
Biological process (GO): regulation of transcription by RNA polymerase II
Cellular component (GO): ESC/E(Z) complex
Source: RefSeq, a predicted model, not a curated record